Molecule: messenger RNA, 1145 nt
Organism: Anas platyrhynchos (mallard)
Lineage: Eukaryota; Metazoa; Chordata; Aves; Anseriformes; Anatidae
Source: RefSeq, a predicted model, not a curated record
AUGGACGGCUCGAGGGCCGGGGGGAGGCGGGAGGGAGGCGGCGGCCGGGGGAGGAGCGGGGCUGAGGCGCCCCCUGCGGGCGGGCAGCGGCCCCGGGAGCUGCGAGGAGGCUCGGAAGGUGCGAGGAGGAGGCGAAGGUGCGAGGAGACGAGGAAGGUGGCUGCAGAGACCCCGCAGCGCUCUGAGGUGAAAACCCGCCGGGAGCUCAGCUUCCAGCCAGGCGCCGUGCCAAGGAGUCAGUUGCAGGAGUUCCCCGCAGCCAUCCCGCUGGACACCAGGCAGCUGAUUCUGGCAGCCAACAACGUCUCCUACCUGCCGGCGGUGGAGUUGAGCUUCCUGGCUGAUCUGGUCUACCUGGACUGCCAGAAGAACCUCUUAGGGGACGACCUGGAUUUCACUUUUAUCGGCGUGGCCAAGCUUGUCUACCUGGACCUCAGCUUCAACAACCUGACGCAGGUCACCUUCGGCACCUUCUCGCAGCUCCUCAGCCUGGUGGUGCUGAAGAUCUCGGACAACCCCAACCUCGUAGCGAUCGAGAAGGAUGCUUUUGCCAACAACACCUGGCUGAGGCACCUGGAUGUCAGCCGGACUGGCUUAACGUUCCUGGACACCAGCACCGUCCGGGACCUGCCCAACCUGAGGUUUCUGGGGCUCAGUGACAACCCGUGGCACUGCAACUGUUCCUUUUUGGACUUCAUCACCUGGAUGGCAGACAGCAACGUGCAUUUCCCAGAUGCUGACAACAUCACCUGCUACACUCCCAAAGCCUUCCGUGCCUGGAAGCUGCCUGCAGCCAAGGUACAGCUGCGCUCCAGCUGCCUGACCCAGCUGCACAAGCAGGACUACAUCUUCCUGUGUUUCGUUGGCUUCUGCAUAUUCUUUGCUGGCACCGUGGUGGCCUGGCUGGCCGGCGUCUGUGCCGUCAUCUACCAAGUGCACACUUCCAAGGGGGAGGAGGAUGAGGAGGAGGAAGACGCGGUCACUUAGGACCAGCCCUACAAAGCGUUCCAAACGCCGUCCUGGGAACUGAAGGCAGGCCCUUCCUGGAUGAUUUCCCGCAUUAUGCCCUACUUUAGAUGCUAUUUAUUUUUUUUUUGAAGCGAAAUAAAACUGCCAGAGAUGAAAAUCUCUGUGCUCCAGUUUCA